Styela clava is the source of this 2395-nucleotide messenger RNA. NCBI's taxonomy places the organism in Eukaryota, Metazoa, Chordata, Ascidiacea, Stolidobranchia, Styelidae. The record is from RefSeq and is a predicted model, not a curated record.
UAGGCUUCUAGAUUUGUCUAAACAUGGAAGCGACUGAAAACUGUACGUGGGCGCCAGAAGGCAGUGCAGUUACGGAUACUCAAGAUUAUUGGUUGAAUGACCUUCAGGCAAAACGACAGACAGCUUUCCAAGUGAUUUCAGCUUUUUUCAUACUGAUUUCAUCAUACAUUGUCGCAGUUUUAAGCUAUAGAGGGGUUAAGAUUGGUCCCUGUUCCGGAAGGAAAUGCGUCGUCAAAAAAAUCGAAGUUCGUUAUCGAUAUCUUAUGGAAGCCGCAAUUUUAUCGACUUCAGUAUUUGGACUUGCCAGAUUUUUGUUAUCUGGACUGGACUGUAUAAUAGAAGUUUAUGGAGUGGAUAUAUGCAAUGAAGCCAACAUAAUGAAAAGCAUUUGUAGUUCAGGCUCGUUCUUCUCUCUUUACUACGCUCUAUGGCUUCGUCAAAGAGUGUUUUACUGUACACCUAUAAUGCAGCAUCGUACCACCGCGUUCACUCGAUUUGUCAGUGCAACUGUGCCAUAUCUGUUGACAUUCACUGCUAUUAUAAUCCCGUGUAUGUUUAUAUUUCCCCAGACCUAUUCCUUGAAGCGGUUUGGUUGUGUUGCAAUAUCUACAAGUUUCUCAAGAACCUAUAUUUGGGUUAUAUGUGGAGGAGCUUCAUUCUUAUUACAAAUCUGUUUGCUUUUUCUAUUUGCGUUUCCCUUGGUAUUGUACCAACCAGAAUCAUUAAGUUUCAAAGGUUCGGAAAACAAAAAAUCUAGAGUCGUGUUACGACGAGCAUUUUUUGUUACUCUUGUAUGUGUGAUCGUGGAUAUUUCUAUUGCUAUCAUACAAGGCACAAAUAAACUCAAAUACAACAUAAUAAACCCUCUCGCUUUUUUAACCAAACUCCUGGUGAAUGUAAUCUCGACAUGCAUGCUGUUGAAUGACUGGCAAAAGGUGUUGUUUCCAUUUUCAUGCCGCAGGAUGGACGUAAAAGCAUUGGACAGACCUACUCUUCCAUCCCAGUUAAAGUUUUAAUAAAAUUUGAUUUCCAGAUAGAAUUGUUCAUCAACUUUGCGUCUGUAUUAAUCUUUUGAAAAAGUAGUAAUGAAUCUUUGCAUUAACGUUUUUUCCUUAUUUGUAUCAUUUAAUUAUUGCCGAAAGAAUGAUCUCAUAAUUUACUUUGAUAACAUGAAAAUCAAAAAAGAGUCUCUUAACUUUAUAUAAUUUCAAAAAUUUAAAUCUUUUUCUGCUCAUAGUUUUGUCAAAUUUUACACAUUUGCUCAUCUUUCACAUUUUGUUUUGUGUUUUUAUUUUUUUAUGUUAAUUUUAAAUGUUUUAUUUCCUCCAAACAAAGAUCUAAUUAAGCUGUCCGUCUGAAAUAUUAUACGAUUUCAAAGUUUUAUAGUUCACUUACAAUUACUACAGACGUUACAGAUUUUGAAAUUUUGAUUAAUUCAGUUUGGGGAGAUGUUUCCAAAAUUUGUGGGUGAAAAUAUUUUAAUAUCAGUGAUAAUAUUAAUUGUAACAAAUAUGUGUGACGCAACUGACUGAUCAUCUGCACAAGUGUAAAAGUCACUUUCCUUAUACUGAAAUACAAUUCUAUGUAUUUACAUUUAUUUCUUAUCACACCUCUAUAUUAAAUGGAAGGGGGGUUCAAAAUUCUACAGGGGUGUUCAUUCUCUAUCGGGGUGUAGAGAAAUCACUGGCCUAGUUAUACUUGAAUUAAAUUCAUCUGUGUUAGUAUGUGAUCCGAACAAUUUAAUUUGUGAUUAAUCUGAAUAUCUUCAUCUAGCGCUUAUAUGUAUACACAUCAUUAUUGUUUUCCGAAUUAAAGCAGUGAUAUGGCAUUUAUCAAAUGUCAAUAUUUCGAAUGAAAUUGUGGUUGUUACUCUUUUGACAGCGAAAUAUGCUCGAAAGUAAUCUUACGGAGAACUGCAACUUUGAAUUUCGGAUUUUCGAUAACAAACUCAAACAACAUAAUACAUGAAUAGCAAAUUUUAAUUAUUGUUUCUAUCAAUAUUUAAUUCAAGUUUUUGAAUAUGAACCACUACCAGCCUAGACAUCUGUAUUAACACAUUGCAAAUAGCUAUUCCAUUCAAUGUUUCUUCUCAAAUAUUUACGAUACGUUUGAUGAGGCUGAAUACUAAACUAACAUUGCAAUUUCGAUGACGCGAGAUCACAGAAUACUGUUUUCCUAAGAAUAGAUUUUCGUAUAAAUAAAAAUAUAAAUUGUGUUAUCGUGUGGGUUUCUACGAAACUAACUACCUAACCUUUUUCAAUUCUUUUGUUCCGGUGGAUUCGUAUGCAUAUAAUACAAGGAUUCUAUAGCAAUCACUUAGUACACGAUAAAUUAUGUUAAAUUUACAAUUUUUUUUUGCAACACCAAUUUUGAAAAUCUACAAUUUCAAAAUACG